Messenger RNA from Ixodes scapularis (black-legged tick), 711 nucleotides. RefSeq lists its product as uncharacterized. The transcript is spliced from 4 exons. Gene Ontology annotation, biological process: regulation of transcription by RNA polymerase II. Bases 1 to 711 code for a protein of 236 amino acids. The record is from RefSeq and is a predicted model, not a curated record. Gene Ontology annotation, cellular component: nucleus; transcription regulator complex. Lineage: Eukaryota; Metazoa; Arthropoda; Arachnida; Ixodida; Ixodidae.
AUGGCGAACGGAGGUGCCGCGGAGUGCGAACCGAGCGAUCGGACGACGGACGAGGUUGAGCGGCUCAUUGAAGCGGUGAGAGAGCGCGAGUGUCUUUAUGACGUCGGUUCUCUAGAGUACAGGGAUUCCAAGCGAAAAAAGAAUGCCUGGGAGUCCGUGGGCAUUGCCUGCGGCAUGAAGUCCGGUGAGGACGCACAAAAAGCGUGGAAGCGUGUACGCGACAGGUAUGUUCGGGAGGUCCGCGCCAUUGAAGCUGCCACAAGGAGUGGCAGUGGCUUCGUCCGGAAAAAACAAUGGGCCUUCCUGGAAAUGAUGUCGUUUUACGAUAAACAUAUCCGACCCAGGAAGGCAACCACCAACGUAAAGGCACCACCUGUGGGCGACACAGCACAGUGUCUAUUAAUGGAAAUGGUGGAAUCUUCUCCUGACGACUCGACCAUUCCCACUGACUUCGAGCCUGCCCAAGAAGAGCUGCAGUGCAGCCCCGAGGCUCCUGUCCCAGCCACGCCGUCCACCUCGGUUGUAUCAACAUCAAGCACCUCGAGGAGGUCAUCGGGCCAGUCACAAAGGACUAAAAUGACACAAAACGAGGCGUUUGCCUACUCUGUAGCACAAUCUCUAGAUCGUUGGGACGAGGUCACCAGUGCCCAAUUCAGGGCUUGUGUUAUGCAGAUUGUGUAUGAGUAUGAAUGUAAAUUUCAGCAGAAAUAA